Centruroides sculpturatus (bark scorpion) is the source of this 2769-nucleotide messenger RNA. Its product is annotated as partitioning defective 3 homolog. Gene Ontology annotation, molecular function: phosphatidylinositol binding; protein binding. Gene Ontology annotation, biological process: intracellular protein localization; microtubule cytoskeleton organization; establishment or maintenance of epithelial cell apical/basal polarity. NCBI's taxonomy places the organism in Eukaryota, Metazoa, Arthropoda, Arachnida, Scorpiones, Buthidae. Gene Ontology annotation, cellular component: apical plasma membrane; apical junction complex; adherens junction. The record is from RefSeq and is a predicted model, not a curated record. The annotation marks the transcript as partial. The transcript has 7 exons.
AUGGUUCCUGUCUUUCAGGGACUGCGGCUUGUUGGUGCAGGGAAUCGAACCCGGAGGGAGGAUCGACCGCGACGGUAGACUCCGAGUUUCCGACCGCAUUGUGGAGAUCAACGGACGUCGCCUGAGCCGCGUGGGUUUCCGCCAGGCCCAGGACAUCUUCAAGGAGGCUCUGAAGGCUCCCGAGAUCCGCCUGCGCCUGGUCCGAGCGCCCGUCGACCCACACCACCCGGCCGGAAGUCCGUCGCCGGAAGGGGAGAAGUCUUCGGAAGAGACGGUGGUACGAGCCGAAGAGAGAGGCGAGGCGGAGACAAAAGUUGCCACCGUUACCCCCACCAAGAAGGUGCCGCCCGGCGUGCCUCACAGAAAUCCCAACGCGGCGCUGACGGCCAACACCAGGAAGAUCGGACGGAGGAUCCGCAUCCAACUGACCAAAGGUGCGGAAGGAUUGGGAUUCAGCGUCACCACGCGAGACAAUCCGGCGGGAGGAAACUGCCCCAUUUACGUCAAGAAUAUCUUACCGAAAGGAGCCGCCGUCCGAGAUGGUCGCUUGAAGCCCGGUGAUCGACUUCUGGAGGUCAAUGGCGUAGAGAUGACCGGAAAAUCGCAGACGGAAGCCGUGUCGGUUCUCAGAAACACCCCUUUGGGAGGAACCGUAGAAUUGGUCGUCUCUCGACAGGAACCGGAUCUUUCGCCGUCGUCCUCUGCCAGAGAAUCGAUGUCCGAGAAAAAUGGAGAACAGCCGUGGAAGCGUAAGGAAAUACUUACAUUUGAAAUUCCACUUAAUGAUUUCGAUUUCGGUUCUACUGGUUUGGGUGUAAGUGUGAAAGGAAAGACUUCUACUGGACAAAAUGGAAGUGUCGAUCUUGGAAUAUUCGUGAAAUCGGUAAUUGAGGGAGGUGCUGCUUUCAAGGAUGGUCGACUGAAGACUGACGACCGACUGAUCGAUAUCGACGGGACGUCGUUACUGGGGAUGUCCAACGGCCGGGCCAUGGAAGCUCUGAGACGGGCCAUCAGCCCCCGGGACGGAGUCUUUCCCCCUUCCAUCACCUUGUCCGUCCGUCGGCGGGUCCGGUCCGCCGCCUCCCACCCGGCCCGGGCACCGGCUCCCGGCCUUUCCGAUUCCGAUUCUGGCAGCGACUCGGUGGAAAAGAAGCGUAGUGCCGGCCAUCCCUCGGAAGCUGCAGCCACUUUUUUAGGGGAAGGAAGGAAAGACGACAACUUCAGGAAGAAGAGCCGAGACCCAGAGGCGGGAUGGGGUGGAACGGCGGCGGACCCUUCGGGCGGGACAUUGGAAACGCCGUCCGGAGAAACUGUGUUGAUCCAAACUGAUGUUCCUGAUUGGUCGUCAAGAGCCAUUUUUUGCCCCUGCCCGGCCGGUGACCCCAAAGUGGAAAAGUCGGAGAAUACCUCAGACGGGCGUUACUGAUGAGGGACCGUGAAAUGAAAGUCGGUCCGAAAUGCACAAAAUAACGUACGUAACCAACCAAAAUAAAUAUAAUUAAAUUCUACGUCUUGGAUCAUUAAAUUGACCAUAGAGUUCCUGUACACCUGCAGACACAAAGUUAUGGAAUUUUCAAGAAUUAUUCAAUAUAAAUAUAGUCGAUGAUCCCAACAACAAAGGAAAUUAUGACAUUUUAUUUCAAUAUUUAUUGAUUUGAUGAAAAUAAAAGUAAAAUAUUAAUAAUUAUAUAUUUUCGACGAAUAAUUUUUAUUUUAAUAAGAUUUAUCGGGCUCAUAAAUGGACUGAGCAUAUUCAACACACAAUAUUAUUCAUAUGAACAAUAAAUAUUUAACCAAAUCAUAUCUUAUAUGUAAACACCCAAGAUUCAUUUCGAAAUUUAAUUGUAAAAGUGCAUAUUAUAUUUCUUUUUAUAUGGUGUAAUGUUUCAGUCAAUCCUUCAGAGGCAUCAAUUAACUCUACCGCUUGGUUAUAUUAGUUUUAAUUAUUGUAAAAUCUUUGUUUUGUAAACUUGAAUAUUUAAUAAAUUUAAGAAACUUUGUGUUCAUAUUCAUUGGUGUGAUAAGCCCUAACUUAAACCAGUUAUUUAAGUCACACGUUGAUUUAAUGGGAUAUGGCAGUGCAAACCGUAGGCAAUCUGCCAAGGCCAAUGUCUCCUGGAAAGAUGUAAUGUAUCUAAAUUGGGACCGAUUUUCCAAUUAGACGUAUGAAGAAAAAACUGGAAACUCCAUACACCAGUGCAUAUUCAGUUGGUCCAUUGUUCGGUGAUUUUAUCCACACGGCCACUGGGUGGACGAUAAUUACGUGAAGGUCAGAUAGUGAAGGUGGAUUAGCCAUCAGCUUACUGCUUUGGAAGACCAGAAAUUUGAAUUCGGACUGGUUAACAAACCCAAGAAUUAGUGUGUGGUAUGUUCUGGAUGUUAGGUGGUCGAGACCUGUCCCUCACCACCUAACUAUCCCAUUGUGGGCCUGGCUGAACACAAGAUACACUUGAGAAAAGGCCCUAUUAGUGCUCAAUUUACAAUUUACACUCGGUGGCAGAAAUAUGUUAAAAAACGAUCAGACUCAAAAAACCGAAUGCCAACUAGUGAUAGACAAGAGCUACCAGUUUUUCUCUAUAGCUAAAAAAGUUAGUCAAAUAAUGUAGCCAGCAUAAUGUUUUGGUGCCAAAAUGGACGUUGAAGUAGCCAAAUAAGGUAGCUGUGGUCUUUAGGAAGAAAUGAUGUCCGAGGCUAAUGGUGGCGAAGAAUGUAGAAAAACCAUAAAAAGGGUGUUUGUCAUAAGUUUUCUAAUCAGCUUUUAACUGGUAA